Messenger RNA from Budorcas taxicolor (takin), 3188 nucleotides. RefSeq names its product SUMO interacting motifs containing 1 (gene SIMC1). The record is from RefSeq and is a predicted model, not a curated record. The coding region runs from base 56 to 2998 and encodes 980 amino acids. NCBI's taxonomy places the organism in Eukaryota, Metazoa, Chordata, Mammalia, Artiodactyla, Bovidae. The transcript has 10 exons.
CGCUGCCGCCAGGGUCGCUGGUCGCCCGCGCGCUGUCUCGGCCGGUCCCGCAGCCAUGGAGGACUUCAUUGUGAUCUCGGACGACAGCGGCUCCGAGAGCUCCGGGGGGACCCGCUCGGGCCGGGCGCGGAGGCUCCGCCGGGCCCUGUCCCGGACCCCGGGCGCGCUGCCCCGCCGGACUGUGGACAUCAUCGACUUAACUAGAGAAACCAGACCAAGGGCAAAGGAUCGCAGUGGACUCUGUGUGAUUGACCUGACAGGAUCUGAGGAAGAAAGUAGACCUAUUGCCACGCUUGACUUGACUCUAGAACCUGUUGCUCCUUCCCAGAAAGAGCCAGCCAGUCUUCAAGCAUGUGCCAGCCUCUCCAGCAAAGAGAUAAUGGAAGGGUGGGUGGACAGAAGCUCUAGGCCUGCAGCACGGAGAAUCAUCAACAGUGAUCCUGUGGACUUGGACCUUUUGGAAGAAACAGCAUUCGAAGGUCCCCAGCCACCCAUGUCUAUCAGUGGGGACUCUGUUUACCCAGUAGAGCCGAACUGUAGCUCAACCAUAUUCAAAGGUGACCUCAGCUUCUUGGCAAGCCUACAGCCCUCUUCAAAUAUUCACUCCCUCCCCCACACCAGCAAUAAUAGUAGCAGUAGCAAUCAAAGGAUACCCUUGCCGUGCCCACAGCAAGAUGUGCCAUACCCACCACAAGCCUUGCCAUGCCCGCUGCGGGCCUUGCCAUGCCCACUGCAAGCCUCACCAUGUCCACCUCGAGCCUCCUCAUGCCCACCACGAGCCUUGUCAUGCCCAUCACAAACCAUGCAGUACCAGCUACAAACUUUGCCUCACCUGCCUCAAGAGGAGCCAUGUCCUCCUCAAGACAUGCCCUGCCCUCAGAAUGUGCCAGGCCCCCAGCAGGGUAUGCCAAGUCCACCUCAUGGUUCAUCAUGGCUUCCUCAGCGCUCACCAAGCCCACCUCAAGACUCACUCUGCCCACCUCAACACUCACUGGGCCUACCUCAAGAUGUACCAGGUCCACCUCAGAAUAUAUCGUAUCUGGAAGACGUGGUCCAUCUACCGGGCAUGCUGCAGUCCCUGGGAGACAUACCACAGUCACCAGAAGACAUGCCGCUGUCCCCAGUCAGCACACCACAGUCACCGAGAGACAUGCCGCCACCUCUGGUCAGCAUGCCACAGCCACCAGCAGGUGAGCCACAGUCAGCCGUCAACACACCUCCAUCAGCAGAGGCGUCACAGCCACCCAUCAACACACCUCCAUCAGCAGACGCCUCACCUCCAUCAGCAGACGUGCCACCGUCACCAGCAAGUGUGCCGCAUUCACCUAGAGAAGUCUCACGCUUAUCAGGAGAGGCCCUGCAUUCACUUGGGGCCAUGUCAUGCUCGUUGGAAGACAUGCCACCCACAGUUGGACAGUUAGCUCAUUUACCAAAAAUCAGGCCUGCCUCUCUGCAGAAUGACAUACAGAACCAUGACACCGCUAUGGAUAUCUCAGCUCCAGCCUCUCCAAGCUCCUUUCCCAGCCCACAGUCCCCAGAGUUCGAGACUUCCUUAGAGAAAGUUCCUUGGCUCUCUGUCACAGAAAAUCCAGCCAGAAAAGAGAGGUCACUGUCAGAGCCUGUCAACCCUGGGUGUGCCCUGAUACAGGCACAGAUACCGCAAGGCGGGCUGUGCAACAGACCGUGCCUACACAGACUGAAGUACUUUUUACGGCCCCCGGUGCAUCACCUCUUCUUCCAGACGCUAAUACCAGAUAAAGACACAAGAGAGAACAAGGGUCAAAAAUUAGAACCUAUCCCUCAUCGAAGAUUAAGGAUGGUGACAAACACCAUUGAAGAAAAUUUCCCCUUGGGGACUGUGCAGUUUUUGAUGGACUUUGUGUCGCCCCAGCAUUACCCACCCCGAGAAAUUGUGGCUCACAUCAUCCAGAAAAUCCUGCUCAGUGGCUCUGAGACUGUGGAUGUUCUAAAGGAGGCCUACAUGCUUCUCAUGAAAAUUCAACAGCUACAUCCAGCUAAUGCCAAGACGGUGGAGUGGGACUGGAAGCUGCUCGCUUAUGUCAUGGAGGAAGAGGGACAAAACCUGCCCGGGCGAGUCUUCUUUCUGCGUUAUGUAGUACAGACCCUGGAAGAUGAUUUCCAGCAGAUCCUGAGGAAGCAGCGACAGCACCUGCAGCAAGCCAUUGCGAGCACUGUGCUGUCCUGUGACAAGCAACCCCACAAUGUCAGGGAUGUCAUCAAGUGGUUGAUCAGAGCAGUAACUGAAGACAGAUUAAUCCAGCCCCCAAAUGAGAAUCAAACCUCUCCAGGAAAAGGAAUCUUGAAGACCAACAGUAGUCACCCUUCUUCCCAACCUAACCUGACAAAGAACGCCAAUCAGCUGAUUGUAUGCCAGCUCCAGAGGAUGCUGUCUAUCGCUGUAGAGGUGGACAGGACCCCCACGUGCAGCUCCAAUAAAAUUGCUGAGAUGAUGUUUGGGUUUGUGCUGGACAUUCCUGAGAGGAGUCAGAGAGAGAUGUUCUUUACUACCAUGGAAAGCCACCUGCUACGCUGCAAAGUGCUGGAAAUCAUAUUUCUCCACAGCUGUGAGACGCCCACCCGCCUACCCCUGUCUCUGGCCCAGGCCCUCUAUUUUCUGAACAAUUCCACAUCACUGCUCAAGUGUCAGUCAGAUAAAACCCAGUGGCAGAAAUGGGAUGAGCUGGUCGAGCACCUACAGUUCCUGUUAUCCAGUUACCAGCAUGUUUUAAGAGAGCACUUGCGGAGCUCAGUGAUUGACCGGAAAGACUUAAUAAUCAAAAGAAUCAAGCCCAAGCCCCAGCAGGGGGACGACAUCUCCGUGGUGGACGUGGAGAAGCAGAUCGAGGCCUUCCGCAGCCGCCUGGUCCGCAUGCUGGGGGAGCCGCUCGUCCCGCAGCUGCAGGACAAGGUGCGCCUCCUCAGGCUCCUGCUCUUCUUUGCCGCAGACCUGAACCCCGACUCGGAGGCCUCUCCAUAGGCCCGGAGCAGCCCAAGGUCGUCCGAGGCACUGAACACCAAGAAUCCCUCCUGAACUCCGCCUCCAACUGCUUGGAAGUCCCAGAAGGGUAGAAAGUAGUUUAAAAUCUAACAGGACCAAACCUACCUUACUUAUCUGUAGGCUAUAACUUUCUAACUCUUUAGUAAACAUCUUUUUUUUAACAACCCUG